This is a messenger RNA of Hippopotamus amphibius kiboko, 1854 nucleotides long. Its product is annotated as mitotic spindle assembly checkpoint protein MAD2A-like. Gene Ontology annotation, biological process: mitotic spindle assembly checkpoint signaling. NCBI's taxonomy places the organism in Eukaryota, Metazoa, Chordata, Mammalia, Artiodactyla, Hippopotamidae. The transcript is spliced from 3 exons. The record is from RefSeq and is a predicted model, not a curated record. The annotation marks the transcript as partial. Gene Ontology annotation, cellular component: nucleoplasm; kinetochore; cytoplasm.
AAAGAUGCUUUGUUAUGUAUUACAGAAUGGUUAUACAAGUGUUCAGUUCAGAAAUUGGUGGUAGUCAUCUCAAAUAUUGAAAGUGGGGAGGUCCUUGAAAGAUGGCAGUUUGAUAUUGAGUGUGACAAGACUGCAAAAGAUGACAGUGCACCCAGAGAAAAGUCUCAGAAAGCUAUCCAAGAUGAAAUCCGUUCAGUGAUCAGACAGAUGACAGCUACAGUGACAUUUCUGCCACUGUUGGAAGUUUCUUGUUCAUUUGAUCUCCUGAUUUAUACAGACAGAGAUUUGGUUGUACCUGAAAAAUGGGAAGAGUCGGGACCACAGUUCAUUACCAAUUCUGAGGAAGUUCGUCUUCGUUCAUUUACUACUACAAUUCACAAAGUAAAUAGCAUGGUAGCCUACAAAAUUCCUGUCAACGACUGAGGAUGAGAUAAAGACAGUAUAAUGUACUUGUAUUCUCAAAUGUGGUUUUCCUGAAACCAAAUCAACUGUAGUUGAUGUGUUUUAUUUCACUGGUUAAUUUUUAGAUGGGGAAAACUUAACAUUAUGCUUUACUGAAUCUGUGCAUAAUCGUUCCAUUCCUUGGUACCUGUUUCACUUUCCAUAGGGUUGACGUAAGUUAUUGCACACUGUUCCAAAGGGAACUAGCAGAUUACAUCAGCAUUGUAAUGUCAGUUCCUUUGACGAUGGUAACUGUAGAUGGAAAAACUUUUGCAAUACAGCUAAAUGUCUUUCUAAAUCAGACCUUUUGGUCAAGCACCUUGACUCAGAGUAUACAGAAAUAUCUAAAUAUAAAAUAGAGCAAAAGAAAUAUGACUAUUGAGAACAUGUGUUUAGAUCUUGAAAGGAACUAAUGAUAGUCCAUAAGUAAUGAAAUAUUGAUCCUGUUAGGUCCCUUUGCCAUUUAUUUGUAUAGUUUCCAUAUUGAAAAGUUUUCCAAUUAUUUGAUUUUAAUUUAUAUAACUCGAAUCUAUGAAGCCAUGGAUAGUCCUGCUAUUCAAAUUCCUGUGAUACUGAACUUUUCAGAAUGUCUUUUUAUGUUUUAUAAAAUCAAGCUUUAAAGGACAAUGAUGAAAUAAAGUUAAAUGUGUAUGUUCUAAAUUUGUCUUAAAAUAUUCUUAUAUUGGUGUGGUGUUGAUACAGUUAAAUAGUUAUAAUGGAUUCAGUGCAGCAUAUUAUUUCUUGUGCCUACUAUGGUUAGCCUAAGAAUUCAAAGUUGAGUAAGUCUUGAGGUACUUUCACUUUAAUGGACAAGCUUUUAUUGUACCCCCUUCAUCUCAACAGUACAUUUAAAAUAAAUGUUCUUUUUAUGAAAUGAUAAAUGUCCUUUGGAAUUAAUUCAGUUUAGCAAAUGUUGAGUUGUAGAACCUUUCUGUACUCUUAGCCUACUGCCAGUCUAAUGUUCCAUAUACAGUUGACCCUUGAACAGGGCAGGGAUUGGCUCACUGACCCUCCAAGCAGUUGAAAAUCCCAGUAUAACUUAUAGCCAGCCCUCCACAUCCAUGGUUACCCCAUACCCAUGGAUUCAACCAACCACAGAUCGUGUAGUACUGUAGUAUUUAUUACAGUACUGAAGCUUGAGAUCUUAUGAAGGAGAGGAAAAUACACAGCAGAGGACUAUGAAGUAACCAAACAGUUUACUUCAUUAUGUAUUGUCUUUGUUGUUUCACCUGGAUAAUCUUCUCUCUGAUCCAACAGUGUGCUUGUUAAGAAUAAAGGGCAAUGUCUUAUAUUCUUCCAUCUCUUAGAGCUGCUGGACGAAUAGGUGCCCGUUUUUGAUGAUGGGUAUCAUGAAUGCUGUUGCAAAAGCCAGUCUCUGAAGCGUUGUUGAAGCUAUCUAACAGGUUCACCCAC